CCCAUUGAUUGUCUGAAAAUAUACUUUUUCUUCGUUAUUUUCCUUUUUCGGCAACCAUGUAAUGCUCAAGUUGAAUUAGACGAUAAAAUCUUAGAGAUGAGAAAAAAUGGCAUGUGGUUAAUCGAAUUUUAUGCCCCUUGGUGUGGCCAUUGUCGAAAAUUAGAGCCGGUUUAUAGGCAAGUUUUUACUGAACUGAAAAACAGUGGUAGUGGGGUUAUUGUCAGUAAAAUUGAUGCAACGCGUUACUCCAAUGUUGCAUCUGAAUUUGAUGUACGUGGAUUCCCCACACUCAAAUUUGUAAAUGGUGACAAAGUUUAUACACACAGAGGUGACAGAUCAAAGGAAGACAUCUUAGAUUUUGUAAAUAAAGCCAAAGGACCUGCCGUUCGAAAUAUUGCCAGUGUUGGAAAAUUCAAUGAAAUAAAAACUCUGCAUGGAAAGUCUGUUUUUUUCAUGUUUGUUGGAAAUGGAGAUGAAAAUGAUGAUUUGUUCAAAAAAUAUUCUUCAUUAGCAGAGAAGCAUAUAAUUGAAAGCUAUUUUUAUUCUGGACCAAAAAAUUCCCUUCCAGAUAAAGUGACCAUUAAAACUUUCCCAACAGUGUUAGUUUUUAAAGACAAAAAUAUAUUUGAAUUUGAUGUUGGGGAAUCUGAAGUUGUGACAAAAGACAAAUUAGAAAAAUGGUUGAAUCGAGAAAGAUUUCCUGCAUUUCCAAAAGUUCAGGGAGGUGGUCUUAACGAAUUGGUAACUGCAGCUAAAUACUUAGUGAUAGUAGUUGUAAAUAAAGACAGUUCAGUUAAAAAUGAGUGCAAAAAAGUUAAAAAGGUAGUUUCUAAUGUAGCUUUGAAUCACAGACAAAAAUAUCACCAAGAUUUCCAAUUUUUGUGGAUGCCCGAUGAAGAGACAGCAAAUAGUAUCACAAUGUCAUUUCUUAACAUUCCUUCAAUAGUAGUGUUGGAAACUGCCUCUCAACUUCAUUAUAUUUCGGACAAAAAUGUGACAGACCUAACUGAGCAAUCCAUUCAAGACUUUUUAGAUGGCAUCAAAGUAGGCAAAGUUGAUGCUUAUGGAGGUACAGGAUUUUUAUCUAAAUUAAAAAGAGCAGGAUUUGACUUCUUGACUACUGUUUUAAGCAUUUGGCAAGCCUCCAGGUGGCUGUUUUUGUUGAUGUUUGGGUUGCCAACUGUGAUUAUUAGUGUAGUGUGUUAUAGUUUAUGUUGUAUGGAAACUAUUGAUGAAGGCGUGAACUCAGAUGAUGAGGAUAUGGAUGAAUAUGAAGGUCAGCGAAGAGAGCUAGAAGAAAAUGAGGAAAAUGAUCAACAAGAAAAUCAUGAACCACCGAAAAUUGACCAUGAGAAAUAUGAAUGAUCCUGUGUAUUGUUGUUGUUGUUGUUAUGACUGAAUUCAGUGAAUUGUUAAGAAUGUUUGUAUCUAUAGUCUGAAAAAGCUAUUGUGCAUGUUUCAAAAUAUGAACAACUGUCCACUUUUUUGAAGUAGUCUUAAGUAGUAAUGAACAGUAUAAGCUUAAAUCUGAUUAUAUAUUAUACGAAAAGUGAACUGCUAAUGUACAUGUUUUGUGUAAGUCUUGAAUAUGCACCAAUAUCUAUUUUGGCAUGAAUAUAUCACCAUGAUAAUAGAAUGGUCAAGUGGAAAAGGCUGAUGGCAAGAUUAAAUAAGGCCUGUCAUAUUUGAUUUUCGAAAAGAUAAUGUAUAAUUUAUGACUUUAUUCCUUUACAUCUGUACAAUGUCUUUGAAUGUACUGAGUCAAAUGAACGUUUUAAAGAAUUGUAAUGUUGUCUUCUAAACAUACUAUUAGAUUGCCCAGAAUUUGCAUAAUAGAAUAUUCAAUGGAGUAAAUUUCAUGUAAUAUCAUAAUAAGUAAGUGACACCUAUAGGGAAAAAAAAGACUUAGGCUAGGUUAUUUCAAGGAAGACCUCACUUUCAGAAAUCUAUUUCUUCAUUCAUUAUCAUUGACAGAAUAUUUCAUUUAUAGUCUUUAUAGAAAAAUUUUCGUCAGAACGAACAUAUCGUUUAUAUAUAAGAUGGGCUGUGGCUAUUUGCACCAUGACGGUACAAAAAUGGGCAUCAAAAAACAUGGACAUCCUUACUUAACCCUAAAAAAGUCACUUAAAAUCAUUCUUGACAAUCAAAAUGGCUUCACGCUUAAACCCCCCCCCUUUACUUUUAUAUUUCAUGUUGUCUUUCCUUCUUAUAUCAUGUCUGUUUUCAUAAUGAUGUAUUGUUGUAAUUUUGAUAAAUGUUUGUAUAAAAGUUAGUUAUAUUUCUUCUUUUAAUUUAAACCCAAUGUCUAUUUAAUAGUAAAACUUCAUGAUUUUCUUAGAAAGAAAGGAAACUAUUUUUAACAAG
Messenger RNA from Lottia gigantea (owl limpet), 2364 nucleotides. RefSeq lists its product as hypothetical. The record is from RefSeq and is a predicted model, not a curated record. Gene Ontology annotation, biological process: peptidyl-cysteine oxidation. Gene Ontology annotation, cellular component: endoplasmic reticulum. The transcript has a single exon. Bases 97 to 1365 code for a protein of 422 amino acids. NCBI's taxonomy places the organism in Eukaryota, Metazoa, Mollusca, Gastropoda, Lottiidae. Gene Ontology annotation, molecular function: protein disulfide isomerase activity.